This is a messenger RNA of Sphaeramia orbicularis (orbiculate cardinalfish), 3763 nucleotides long. Its product is annotated as neutral cholesterol ester hydrolase 1-like. The record is from RefSeq and is a predicted model, not a curated record. Gene Ontology annotation, cellular component: membrane. Lineage: Eukaryota; Metazoa; Chordata; Actinopteri; Kurtiformes; Apogonidae. Gene Ontology annotation, molecular function: carboxylic ester hydrolase activity. The coding region runs from base 68 to 1288 and encodes 406 amino acids. The transcript has 5 exons.
CUGACCGAUCCACGGAGGGUUAUCCCGUGUGUGAACGGUGGGGUCGAAGCAGGUACACUCCGCCGCGAUGAGGCUCCGUGUGGCCGGAGCCGUGCUGCUGUCGGCGGCUGCGUACUACGUUUACCUGCCGUUACCGAGCGGCGUGAGCGAACCGUGGAAGCUGAUGCUGUUGGACGCGCUGUUCCGGAGCUUCAUGCAGGCGAGCGACAUGGCUCAUGCGUUGGGUGUGUGCCACCGUGUCCACCUGCUGAACCAGCUGGUGUCCUGGGUGGAGGUGAUCGACGCUCACUCCUGUUCGGUCGUAGAAGUGUCCGACUCCCCACUGGGUGGUGUGCCCACCCGAGUCUUUCAGCCAAAGGGCGGAGAGAAGCCGAAAAGGGGGGUCAUAUAUUUCCACGGUGGCGGAUGGGCCCUCGGCAGCGGAAGGAUGCGAUCUUAUGACCUCCUUUGUCGUACAAUGGCAGAGAAACUGGACGCUGUCAUCAUGUCUGUGGAUUACCGUCUCGCUCCGGAGGCGGUGUUCCCUGAGCAGUACCACGAUGCUUUAGCGGCGUCGCGGGCCUUCCUGUCCGUCGAGGUGUUGGAGCGGUACAACAUGGAUCCGCAGAGACUGUGUGUGUCUGGAGACAGCGCCGGGGGAAACCUGGCUGCAGCCGUGGCACAGGAGCUCGCCUUAGAUGACAGUCUGAAGGUGAAGUUCAAAGCCCAGGCGUUGAUCUACCCCGUGCUGCAGGCCCUUGACUUCUACACCCCGUCCUACCAGCAGAACCAGGCUGUGCCCAUCCUCUACAGGCCUGUCAUGGCUCGUUUCUGGCUGCAGUACCUGGGUGCUGAUUCUGCUCUGGAGCCCCUCCUUCUGGCCAAUAACCACAGCUCCCUGGACCAGCCGGGCAUCAGCAGCAGCACCCGCUCCAAGCUGAACUGGACAGCUCUGCUCCCACCUGAAAGGAAGAAGCAUUUUCAGCCGGUGGUCAAAGAAACAGGAUCGGCGGGGGUGGUGGGGGAGGUGCCAGGGCUGAUGGAUGUACGGGCGGCGCCGCUGCUGGCAGAGCAGGUGGUUCUGAGUAGGACACCUAAAGCAUAUGUGAUGACCUGUGAGUUUGACGUGCUGAGGGACGACGGGCUGAUGUACGCCAGGCGGCUGCAGGAUGCCGGUGUCACAGUCACCAGCGAUCACUAUGAGGACGGCUUCCAUGGCUGCAUGGUGUUCGCUUUCCUGCCCAUGAUGUCGAGUGUUGGGCAGAGGAGCAUGCACAACUACAUCCACUGGCUGGACCAGAACCUCUAGACGAACAAAGUGAAACAGGAUCAGUUUGCUGCACCAAAGACUUACAGGAAACUGGUGAAACUGCAAGGAGGAAAAACAUGUUGAGGUGAUAAAGACAUGAGGUGACACAUUCCCUGCUCACUGAUUCCUCACUGCUUUGAGUGGAAGUAAGCACAAAGAUACUUAAAGUGUAAAAACAAAUGUUAGGAUUAAAUGCAAAAUCAAUCUGUAGACGUAGAAUCAGUUUUAUGUCCUAAAACCAAAACUUUUAGGACCAGAUGUGACCAAAGAAACAUGUUUUAAUCAAUGCUUUUAGACUUACAGAGAGUGAUGUGUACUUAAGGCCCAUUAUUUUAAGAAGACACUUAACAUUGUGGUUAUGCAUACAUGUCUGUAGUGCAACACUGUCUAAACACACUGAACAAUAUACCACACAUGUAAGCAGUGCUGGAAUGCAGCUAAGUACUAGUUACAGUAUCUAUACUUUAUGUUUCCAUUUUACUGCGGCUUUGUACUAAUACUCCACUAUCUCCAUUCUGUGUGAAAUCACAUGUUUGCAAAGGAUAAAGUGUUCCUUUUAUAGAGUUCAGCAACACAAAGUCUUAAAAUACCCUCUGGAUUAGCUGGAAAAUUCAUCAUAACGUUGUAAAUAGGACUGUUUUUCUGAGCGCAUGGCUGAUGUGGUUCUCACAGGACAGAGACACUGUAAAACAUGAUGAUCUUAGAUAAUAUGAUGUAUGGCUGUAGAUUAAACUACCACUCACAUAUAAAGGAGUUCAACCUUUAGCAUCUACAGCAGUAAAACAGCAUACACAUUAGAGCGGCAAUAAAACUUAACGCUGACAGGAAGCAUUUAACUGCACAAUGACCACUUUUACUCUUCAUUGCACAGAUUUUGUUAAUGCUUACAGACUUUUGUUUGAGAAGCUAGUAUGGUUUUGUACUUUUACUUAAAACACCUACUUUUUUUUUCUUUAUCUUAGUCACAAAUACAAAAUACAUACUUUCUGGCCAAAAAAAAAAAAACCCCAAAAAAUGUCCCACUACUUAAUAUUUAACCUUUAUCAUUGUAUUGUAGCCACAAGGCAUGAUGGGUAACCACUUCAUCCACCUCUCUUCUCACCCUGAUGCACUCAUCACUCUGGAACAGGGUCAGUCUGGACUCAUCAGACCACAUGACCUCUUUCCAUUGUUUAAGAAAUGAGAAUCUACUCACUGCAUCAGUUUGACUUAAAGAAAGUGUUGGAGCUGAAACAUAUUAUUCACUGCAGUAAUUAUCCACUAGAGGGCUCUUAACUAUUUGCUCAAUUAAAUCCAAAUGGUAACAGUAUGACGAUCAUAUGCAAUGAUGCUCUACACUAGUAUCAUCGUAUCAACACCCCAAUGAAACUACACCUUACAGUACAGUACGUACAGUACAUUUGUCAUUGCAUAAUCUUGAAUAUAUAUGGCAUGAACAAAAAUGACAAACACAUGUACAACCAUUUGGCAGUUUUAAAAAAUAAAAAGGCAGCAAAAUAGAAAAAAUCAUUUAAAUCAUUAGGUUUUAAAAGAAAAUGGAUAAAAAAAACAACAUGGUGUCAAACAAAAACAAUUAAUCUAAGGGUAAAUCUUAGUUUUUAAUAUCCGGUGCAUAUCCCGGGCUGCUGUUUCAUUCCUGCUGUUUAACCUUUUGUCUAAAAAAACAAAAAAAAAGUAAAGUAAAAAGGUGAAGAAUCCAUUUGCAAAAGAACAUAUGAUGAGCCUUGAGUGCACAUCCUCCUAAUCUGACAGGUUUCGUAGGUCAGAGUCACUCAGAAAUCAUUUGCAGCUUUUUAUUCUUUUAUGAUGCACUGAAUACAGGGCUGUGUGUGUGUGUGUGAGUGUGUGUGUUGUAGAAGUAUGCCAGAGUUCACAGCUGUGUACACUCACUGGAUUGUGCAAUACUGUAUGUCUGAAAGUCAUGCUGUCAUCCUGUCGAACUCCUCUCUGAUGACCACGGUGCUGUGUGGGGGCGCAUGCAAGGACAACGACGACCAUGACGAUAGCUGUGAAAUUUAUGCAUCACCUUGAGAGAACAAAUCCCAAAUGGACUAUCGCGUUUCCCUCCCCCACUCACCGCUGGCCCAAAACUAAUAUAAUGAACCGACGACAGCCAGCGUCAGACGGACUCGGCUUGGCUUUCGGCCCAAAACUCAGCGAGCCAAGAGUGUAGCAGAAACACUGAGUCGAGUGUGGUCAUUACAGGGCUUCACAUUAUUAAAAAAAAAACAAAAAAACACUGAAACUAUAACACUGGCUAUCAGGAGAUUUUUUUUUUCUCUUAAAGGGAAAAGAUUCCAGACAGCUUAUUUCUAACAUGUGGAUUCCUUUGAGCGAUGUGAAUUCCUCACAUUACCCUCCACAUGCACAUGGUUUGUACACUUCCUAGUAAAAAGUGACUGUUUGAUAUGCUUCUAUAUUGGGGAAAGUAAGAAUUAUAGAUUUUAAAUGAGUUUAAGGUAUAUUCACUGUAAA